AUGGACAAGCCGCCGGUGGAGAUAGCAGCAUCCCGUCUGCCCGCUGGGUUGGUAGCUCUGCAAAGCCAAAGCAGCAGCAUCAAAGGCCGCCCGGCGCCAGCGAGCGAGACAGAGGUUGGGGGAUUUGCGGCGGAAGGUAUAAAAGUGCUACUUUAUGCAAGCUGCUACAAGGAUCGGGCACAUCACCGACUGCCAACUGGCUGCUUGACUGCGUCCCCAGGGAAUCAUGCAAACAGCUCAUCCACCCCACCAGCAGGAGACCCCUGUCUUGAUAUAUCUACACGACCAUACUCCUUAACCGGUUUCUGUUACAUCUAA
Messenger RNA from Nannizzia gypsea CBS 118893, 318 nucleotides. RefSeq lists its product as hypothetical. The record is from RefSeq and is a predicted model, not a curated record. The transcript is spliced from 3 exons. Lineage: Eukaryota; Fungi; Ascomycota; Eurotiomycetes; Onygenales; Arthrodermataceae. The coding region runs from base 1 to 318 and encodes 105 amino acids.